Messenger RNA from Phyllopteryx taeniolatus (common seadragon), 12212 nucleotides. It is a transcript of the gene vps13c, whose product is annotated as vacuolar protein sorting 13 homolog C. The transcript is spliced from 86 exons. Gene Ontology annotation, cellular component: extrinsic component of membrane. Bases 204 to 11570 code for a protein of 3788 amino acids. NCBI's taxonomy places the organism in Eukaryota, Metazoa, Chordata, Actinopteri, Syngnathiformes, Syngnathidae. Gene Ontology annotation, biological process: mitochondrion organization; protein targeting to vacuole; protein retention in Golgi apparatus. The record is from RefSeq and is a predicted model, not a curated record.
CCAAUCAUAGUACAGCGUCGCCUGUCCUGCAGCCAGUUAUAUUGGAGCAGGGCGUGAGCGAUCGAUGCGCUCUGGGCGUUUCCAGACGUCCCAAAUGUAGGACGGCAGACUUGACUAAUGGAGCGCGGAGUCGUCGUUCGGGGGAAUCGGCAGCUGACAGCUCGUGCGCGCCUAACGCGGAAGUGACACAGCAGCAGUCAACCAUGGUGUUCGAGGCUUUGGUCAGCGACCUGCUCAACAGGUUCAUCGGAGACUACGUGGAGAACUUGGACAAGUCCCAGCUCAAGAUCGGAAUCUGGGGAGGAAAUGUUGUCCUGGAGAACCUGAGAGUGAAGGAAAAUGCACUGAGUGACUUUGACAUCCCAUUCAAGAUUAAGGCUGGACAGAUCGGCACACUGACGUUGAAGAUCCCAUGGAAGAACCUGUACAGCGACGCGGUCGUGGCCACGCUGGACGGCCUCUACCUGCUGCUCGUUCCCGGAGCCACCAUCAAGUACGAUGCGGCCAAAGAGGAGCGCUACCAGCAGGAGGCCAAGCAACGUGAACUGCAACGCAUCGAGGAUGCGCUGCAGAUGGCGGCAAGACGAGCGUCACAAAGCGGCGAGCUGCUCUUCAGUCUGGAAAGUGUUGUUUAUAAGGAAACGCUCAACGUGCCAAAAGGAUUUAAAAAACAUAAAAAGCACAAAAAAGCUCUGAGGAUGUUGAAACGUGAUCACGAGGGCAAGUCAGAGAAACCUCAGGACGAGAAGAAGGACUCCUUCAUGGAGAAACUGGCCACGCAGGUCAUCAAGAACCUGCAGGUGAAGAUUAGCAGCAUACACCUGCGAUACGAGGACGAUGUGUCGGACCCACAGCGUCCCCUGUCCGUGGGAGUCACCCUUGCAGAACUCAGCCUGCAGACCACAGAUGAGAACUGGAAGUUAUGCAUCCUCAAUGAAACGGCAAAGAUCAUCUACAAGCUGGGCCGUCUGGAGUGUCUUUGUGCCUACUGGAACGUCAACAGUCAAAUCUUCUACCGAGGAUCACGGCAAGACAUUGUGGAUCAGCUCAAGUGUGGAAUCAGUUGCAAGGACCAGGAGCUGCCUCACUACCACUACAUUUUCAAGCCCAUCUUUGCUUUAGCCAAAAUCCGCAUCAAUCCCAAUGCAGAGCAGGAACUGGACUCUCCAAAAGCCCAACUGCAUCUGGAGGUCCAGAACAUCGACGUCCAGAUCACCAAACCUCAGUACGUGACCAUGGUGGAGACGCUGGAGUCCAUAGACCGCAUGGUAAAGAACGCCCCCUAUAGGAAGUUCCGGCCGGACGUACCGGUCCAUGCCAACGCCCCCGUCUGGUGGCAUUACGCCUUCAGCAGCAUUCUGGAGGUUCAUGUCCGCCGGUCCAGCCGCAUGUGGUCCUGGUCCAACAUAAGACGGCACCGCCGGCACCUCAGGACCUACAAGACUGCCUACAAGACCAAAGUCCUGAGCCAGAACAAGUUGAGCCCCGACGCGGAGUGCAACCUUCAGGACUUGGAAAAAGUUCUUGACGUGUUCAGUAUCACCUUGGCUCGACAGCAGGUCCAGAUGGAGGUGGUGCGCUCUGGGCAGAAGGUCGCCGCAAAGAAGGCCUCGGGCGGCCAGAAGCAGGGAGGCGGAGGAUUCUUUCGCAGCUUCUUCGGCCGCAAGCCCAAGAAGGAGGAGCAGGAAUUGGAGGAGAGCAAGGAGGCCGAGGGCUCAGCUUUGGAUGGCAUCAUGACAGCGGAGGAGAAGGAGAAGCUCUACACCGCCAUCGGAUACAGCGGAAGCUCUCAUAACCUCACCUUGCCCAAAGAGUAUGUCGCCGUGGUGGUCACCUUCCAGCUGUUCAGGACCUCGGUGACGGUCAGAGAUCAGCCCCACGUGCCGGAGAUCCUCCAGGUCCAAAUGAUCCACCUCAGCACUGAAAUCUCACAGAGACCAGGAGCCCAGGCCCUCAGGGUGGAGGCAUCCCUGCAGCAGUGGAGCGUGACGGGCUUGGAACAGCGCGGCGGCGUUCCGUCUCUCAUCUCGGCGGCGGGCGACCCGGCCUCGGCGGGCGACCCAGCCUCUGUGUCUCUGCUGCGCGUGGCCUUCGAGCUGGCGCCCAACGACAGCCGAGCCAAUUACGUGGUCAGGGUCCACUCGCAGCCCGUGCAGAUCAUCUAUGACGCCAUGACGGUCAACAGCCUGGCAGAAUUCUUCAAGACGGGCAAGGGGGUGGACCUGGAAGUUCUGACGUCAGCGACGCUUUCCAAACUGGAGGAGAUCAAAGAGAAGACCGCGGCAGGUUUGUCUCACAUCAUCGAGACCCGCAAGGUUCUGGACUUGAGGAUCGACCUGCGUUCGUCCUACCUUCUGCUGCCCAACUCCGGAUUCUACUCGGACACCUCGGAACUCAUCGUUGUCGACUUUGGAAACCUACAGUUUAACAGCGUCGAUGAGAACGUGCGCUCGUCGUCCUCGUCGUCGUUCUCUUCUCUGGAGGAGAUCAUGGACCGAGCGUACGAGCGAUACUGCGUGGAACUGAGACGAGUUCAAGUACUUUACAGCAAGUCAGGGGACGAGUGGAAGUCGGCCCGCUUGCAGAACUCGUCGCGGCAGCACAUCCUGCGGCCGCUCCACUUGACGCUGCACUUGUCCAAGUGUAUGGUGGACAAGGACGCCAGGAUGCCCAGGUUGAAGGUUUCGGGCGAGCUGCCUCUUCUGCACGUCAAAAUGUCUGAUGAGAAGAUCCAGAAGGUUCUGGAGCUGAUCCACAGCAUCCCGCUGCCUCGCGGGCGCUCCACAGCCUCGACGCCUGAAGACAAGGUGCCGACUUUGGCCGAGUCACGACCGCAAGCCCUCAACCUUCAGCCCGCGCUCUUCAGCGUGGCUGAGCCAGAUUCAGACGCCAGCGAGAUGUCGCCGGAGGACGAGAAAGAGCGCUGGGCUCUGGAAGAGCUCACCGAUCUUCAGUUCAAGUUCGAAGUUCGAGAGGUGCUGCUGGAGCUGACGCGGCAAGCGAGCCGGGAGAAGACUGUGCUCGCGCUCAGCGUUUGUCAGCUGGGAGCCCAGGGGAAGAUCAGGACCUUCGACAUGAGCGUCACGUCGUACCUCCGGAGAAUCACGCUGGACUACUGCGACGUGCCCGACGGCGCUCCUCUUCACCUGAUCAGAUGCUCCGAGGAGCAGAGCUCCGACCUUCUCAAGGUUGACUUCAUCAAGGCGGAUCUCGGCGGGCCCAGCUUCCGGACGCUCUUCGACAACACCGAGCAAACUCUCAAGGUGGAGUUUUCCUCCCUGGACUUUCUUGUUCACGCUGAAGCGUUGCUGUCCACCGUCGACUUCCUGUCCAGCGCCGUUCCGCAACAACUCCUUUCCAGGCGCAACGCCUCGGCGGACGCCAGGAAGCUGGCGGACAUAGGCCGGGGAAGGACAGCGUCCAAAGGCGCGAAAGACGCGGACGUGUUCAGCUUCAAGUUGCUGGCCGUGCUGGGAUGUUUCCACGUGGAGCUUUGCGACGGCCCGAGCAGCAUCGCCGACGUCCGAGUGCAAGGCAUGGACGCGUCGGUGCUGGUGCAAGCCAAGCAAACGGAGAUCUUUGCUCGCCUCCGAGACAUCGUUGUCACCAAUGUCAACCCUCAGUGCAUUCACAAAAAGGCGGUGUCCAUCGUGGGCGAGGAGGUGUUCAGUUUCAAGCUUUGUUUGUUUCCCGGGGCCACCGAAGGGGACAGCUACGGUGACACGUCCAAGGUGGACGGGAAGAUCACCCUGCGCCUCGGCUGCAUCAAGAUGGUCUACCUGCACAAGUUCCUCAUGUCGCUGCUGAUGUUUGCGGGCAACUUCCAUACGGCCAAAGAAGCGGUGAGCGCAGCCACGGCCCAGGCGGCGGAGAAGGCGGCAUCCGGCGUGCGACACUUGGCCCACAAGAGUUUCCGCCUGUCCACGGACAUCAGGCUGAAGGCACCGCUCAUCGUGGUGCCGCAAUCGUCCACCUCCCGCAACGCUGUCCUGGUGGACCUCGGCCUCAUCACGGUGUCCAACAGCUUCUGCCUCAUGCCCGCCCAAGGAUUCUCACUACCCGCCGUGGUGGACAAGAUGGACAUCAGGCUCACGCAGCUCAAACUCUCCAGAACCACCCUGAGGAGUGACUCGUCUUUGAGUCCGGACAUUGAGAUCCUGGAGCCCAUAAACGUAGAACUUUUGGUCACCAGAAACAUGGCCUCAUCCUGGUUCACCAAGAUUCCCGGGAUGCACGUGCAAGGAGUUCUGCGCUCCCUGAAGGUGAGCGUGGGGGAGGAGGACCUGGGUGUGCUGAUGAAGGUUCUGCUGGAGAACAUCGGGGAGGGAAGUCAAGAGCACUGCAAGGCGAGGGACGACAACAGGGCUCAAGGUGACUUGCAAGAGAAAGUAGAGCUUGGCAAGCGGCACGCGGCGGUGGCGCCAUCACGACGAGGUAGCGGUGGCGUGGAAGAUUCUGUCACUAAUGGCGGUCCCAGUGACAACACUGUCAACGUCCUCAUCAACUUUGAAAUCAGAGAAGUUCUGCUCAGCCUGAAGAAGAAGAAGGUGGACAGCGAGGUCGACGCGGAACGUCCUUUCCUGGUGCUCCAACUUGCUCACCUGGGCAUGGACACCAAAGUGAGAAAGUACGACACCUGUGCCACCACAUACAUCAACAAGAUGACGCUCACCUGUCUGGAGUUCAAAGACUCCAAUGGGGAUCCUUUGUGUCUGGUUAGCUCAUCGGCAGAGUCUGGAGCCGAGCUACUCAAAGUCCAGUACUUCAAGGCUGAUCGCCACGGUCCAAACUUCUCCAGUGUGUACAAGAACACAGAACAGAUGAUCAACGUGACCUUCACCUCCCUAGACCUCAUGCUGCACACCCAAGCUCUCCUGUCCGCUGUCAACUUCCUGUCGGGGGCUCUGUCUUCAGGCGGUGGCGUGGCGUCUCCUGAAAGGACGAUCCGGCUCAAGACUGAAGAUGACAAAAUGACAGCCACGAAGUCCAACGCGUCUGCGUCACCAGAGCUUGGCGAGAUCAUCGAUUUGAAAGUGAUGGUGGCUCUGGGGGCCUUCAACGUCCUGGUGUGUGACCAGAGGAGUAACAUAGUGGACAUCAAAAUCCAAGGUCUUCACGGAUCCCUGUUGGUGCAAGGACCUCAAACUCACAUGUCGGCACGCCUGAGGGACUUUGUCGUCCUCAACGUGGAUCCUGCCAGCAUCCACAAGAAGGCCAUCUCCAUCGUAGGGGACGAGGUGUUCAGUUUCUCAGUCAGUCUGACUCCCAACGCCACGGAAGGCUCCGGGUACGCAGACACAUCCCAAACGGACGGACGGGUCAAGCUGAACGUGGGCUGCAUCCAAGUGGUCUACCUGCACAAACUGGUCAUGGCGCUCCUGAACUUCACCAAUAACUUCCAGACGGCCAAAGCGGCCGUGACUGCGGCGACCGCUCAGGCGGCGGAGAGGGCGGCGUCCAGCGUUCGGGACUUUGCUCAAAAAAGCUUCCGUCUGUCCACGGACAUCAAGCUGAAAGCGCCUCUCAUCGUCAUCCCCCAGUCCUCCACCUCCUACUGCGCACUGGUCAUGGACCUCGGUUUGAUCACCGUCUCCAACGCUUUCUCUCUGCUACCCAUUGAUGGAUGCCCUCUCCCAGCUGUGGUUGACAACAUGGACAUAAGGCUAACGCAGCUCAAACUGUCCAGAAGCACAUUUGUGAGGUCACACACUGAUGUUGGAUCAGAAGGCCUGGCUCUCACUGUCCACUCAAAACCAACCCAAAGGAACUGUUUGGACCCCACUUCAGGUGGACUCUCUCGCGAGCUUCUAGAACCAGUAAACCUGAACUUGAGAGUCAACAGGAACUUGGCCGCAUCCUGGUACAACAAGAUGGCAGCCGUGGAGGUGGACGGCGACCUCAAACCAAUGAAGAUGGCACUGAGCCAGGAAGAUCUGAAGGUGCUGCUGAAGAUUCUGACAGAGAACCUGGCAGAGGCCAACACCCUGGAGCCAAGUGGCCAGAGACCAGGACCCAGUCCACAGCUUCGAGUACCCGCAGGGCCUCAGACAGGUGGCGCCGAGAAGCAGGUGAUCUUGGAUGAAGAGCAGGAUCAAAUUCUGGAGUCCAUCAAGUUCAACUUUAGUAUUGAGUCUCUUGGAUUGGUUCUGUACAGAGAUGAGCCUACACAGUCUCCUGACCAGAAGAACCAGGAGAGCCUCUGUCUAGCCGAGUUUGCCCUCCACCUCCUGAAGGCAUCUGGGAAGGUCUGGAACAACGGUAGCAUGGAGUUAGGCACCAUCUUGACCAACUGCACUCUGGAUGACCAGAGGUCGGGAGUGGACAGGGUCACCUCGCGGAUGGUGAGCCGUCGAGACUCUGAGAGCUCCGAGGUGAUGAUCGACCUGGCCUACCGGCAGAGCGGCGGCGACCGCUCGAUAGUGGCCGUCCUGCAGAAACUGUAUGUGUGCGCCAGCGUGGAGUUCUUGGUGGCCGUGGCUGAUUUCUUCUUGCAGGCUUUACCGCAGCGGCCCCCCCAAAACGCUGGCGGAGUGCCACGUGACAGGCUGGUCUUAAGACAAACGGCAGAACAGAGGACCGAGACCAAGACAGCGUGGCUGUCGAGAACGAGUGUGCAUGCGGUGGUAGUGGACCCGGAGGUGGUGUUCGUGGCCAGCAUGAUGAGGGCGGACGCCCCGUCCCUGGUGGUGUCCUUCCAGUGUGAUUUGAGCCUGGAGGAGGAGGAUGGAACCCAGACCCUGAAGGCCCAACUUAGGGCCCUCAAAGUCCUGGCCUGCCCCUUCAUUCACAACAAGGAGGACAAGACCAUUACCACAGUUUUGAGACCCUGCUCUGUUGUCGUGGAAACCAAAAAAGGUCCCAGCCAACCACUGAGCGGAUCCGUCACGGUGGAGGAGGUCAUUGUCAAGAUUUCUCCGUUCAUCCUCAACACGGUCAGCACCAUAAUGGCAGCCAUGACUGCCAGGCAGCGGUACGGCGACGAGACUGAAGACCGGCGAGAGGACCUCAGAGACCUGUGGAUCACCAAGGAGGUCUACGCCUGUAACUACUGGUUCCUGGGGGUGGACCAGGCCAGCGAGGUCACUGAGAACUUCAUGGACCAGGAGGACCUGAACGUAGGCCAACACUUUGCCGCCCAAGUCAAAGUGAUACAGGUGACCCUGGAGUCCGGUGUGGGUCAUCGUACGGUGCCCCUGCUGUUGGCCGAGUCCUCCUUGAGCGGGUCGGCGAAGAACUGGUCCUCGCUCCUGCAGCUCAAAACCAACAUGACUCUGGAGGUGAACUACUUCAACGAGAUCCACGCCGUGUGGGAGCCGCUGAUCGAGCGCGUGGACGGCGGCGUGCGGAGGUGGAACCUCCACCUGGAGAUGAAGAACAACCCAGUGCAGGACAAGAGUCCGGUCCACGGAGACGACUUUGUGAUUGUGCCAGAAGCGCGCACGGCCGUCAACAUCUGCUCCAGCGACGCCCUGAACAUCACCGUGUCCCGCUGCGGCCUCGAUGUCUUGGGCAGCCUCGCCAAGGCGUUCUCCGAGGGCUCGGCGUCCACCUUCGGCCCGUCCGUGAAGGAGAAAGCCCCGUUCACCAUCCUCAACGCUCUGGGGAUCCCGCUCAUAGUGCAGCACAGCGCCAACUUGAAGCCGGUGGGCGUACCGCAGCACGGGAAACUGCACGAGCUGCUGCCCCAGCGCAGCAUGGACCUGGAACAUUCCGUGUUCGAACGCUCCUCUCGGGGGAAACUGUCGGCUCUGCAGCGCCAGGAGAGCUGCUUGUUCCACCUCACCAUUGUGCCGUCGGGCUACAGCGAGAUAGCCAACAUCCCAGUGGACAAGCCGGGCCGGCGGCUGUACAACGUCCGCGGGCCCUUGCUGCAGGAGGCCGUGUCGGUCGUGGUCCAGAUCGACGCCGCCGACGGCAACAAGCUCGUCACCGUCCGCUCGCCCCUGCAGAUCCGGAACCACUUUUCUGUGCCGUUCAGCGUCCUCCAGUUCUGCCCCUCGGCCCGCAGCCUGCAGCCGAUCGGGCUCGCCCACCCCGAGAAGGAAUUCCACAUUCCGCUGGAUGCGUACAGGCGGCAGCUGUACGUUCGUCCGGCUUCCGGUCUGUCGUCCGAGUACGGUCCGUCGUCCACGUGCGUGUCCUGGAAGGAGGAAGUGCACCGCAGCUCGGAGGUGCGCUCGCAGCUGCAGUGCCCCCCGCUGGACGCAGGCGGCGGCGUACUUCCUCUGAUGGUCAGCACGCUCGCCGCGCCCGACGCCCUCAACCACAUCGCCAGUCGCGGGGAGGACGACUGGGACCCGGCCUACGUCCUCCACCUGCGCCCCGUGGCCACGCUCAGGAACCUGCUGCCGUACACGCUCAGAUACAUGAUGGAGAAUUGUGCGGAUUCUUACGAGCUGGCGGAGGGGAGCUCGUCUGACCUCGUGAACGCUAGCGUUUCCGGAGAGAUCGUGUCUCUGGUUGUGCUGCGAUACCAGGGCCGCGACUGGCACGGGCACCUGCGCGUGGACCGGAAGAUGCCCGAAUUCCUGGCCGUGUGCCUGAUGUGCGACUCUGACGCCACCCUGACUUUGGACCUGAGCGUCCACGUGUCACCGGCGCCGGGGCGACUUCUGCUCUCCAUUUUCAGUCCCUUCUGGAUCAUCAACAAGACCCGCCGGGUCCUGCGGUACCGGGCCGAAGACGUCAGCGUCAAACAUCCUUCGGACGUCAGAGACAUCGUCCUCUUCUCGUUUCGGAGGAAGAACAUCCUCAGCAAGAACAAGCUUCAGCUGUGCGUGUCCACCAGCUCCUGGUCGGACGGCUUCUCCCUGGACACGGUGGGAAGUUACGGCUGCGUGCGUUGCCCCGGCAGCAACAACGCGGACUUCCUGGUGGGCGUGAGCAUCCAGAUGAGCAGCUUCAACCUGACCAAGAUGGUCACCAUGAGUCCUUUCUACACGCUGGUCAACAAAUCGUCUUAUGAGCUGGAGGUCGGCGAACCGACCAGCGCCGCCACCAGGUGGCACUACAUCUCCCCCACUGAGUGUCUUCCUCUGUGGCCCGAGAGCAGUUCCGCAAAAUUGUGCGUGCGUGCAGUGGGCGCCGAGCGGGCGUCCAAGUUUUUCUUCUUCAAUCGCCAGGACAACGGCACCCUUCUCAGCCUGGACACGUGCGGCGGGAUCGUGGUGGACGUCAACGUCUCGGACCACUCGAGCGUCGUCAGCUUCGGCGACUACUAUGAGGGCGCGGCCCCCGCCCUCCUGAUCAACCACACGCCCUGGGUGGACAUCGGCUACAAGCAGAGCGGUUGUUCCACCGUCCACCAGCUGAAGCCCGGCGAGGCUCGACGCUUCACCUGGGACGAGCCCACCGGGGUUCGGACGCUCAGCUGGAGCUGCAUGGAACAUUCCGGAGAGACCGACCUUCUCAAGGACGAGUUGGGUCAGUUUUCGUACGACAGCCUGUCCGAGGUUCACUGGGUGUCGUUCCUGGACGGCCGUCAGCGUGUCCUGAUCUUCACCGAAGAUGUCGCCGUGGUGACCAAAGCCCGCCAGGCCGAGGAACUGGAACAGUUCCAACAGGAAAUCCAGGUCUCGCUCCAGAACCUCGGACUCUCCCUGGUCGAUAACGGCAGCCGCCAGGAAGUCGCCUACGUCGGCAUUCCCAGUUCCGGCGUGGUGUGGGAGAUGAAGAGGAGGAAUCGUUGGAAGCCGUUCAGUCAGAAGCACAUCAACUUGUUGGAGAAGUCGUACCGGAGCGUUCAGAGCGGCAAGUCGGCGGGCACGUGGACCAAAGUGGACGUCGACCUGGAGGUGAACCUGAGCGCCGCCAUCAUGAUGAUGCGGCGGCCAUUUCCCUGCCCGAUCCGGAGGAACUUCCUGUCAGGCAUCCAGGUGGAGUUUAAACGAUCCCAGCACCAGCGAAGUCUGAGGGCCCGGCUGCAUUGGCUGCAGGUGGACAACCAGCUUCCGGGCGCCAUCUUCCCCAUCGCGUUCCACCCGGUUCCUCCUCCCAAGUCCAUCGCUCUGGACUCAGAGCCCAAGCCCUUCAUCGACGUGUCGGUUAUCACGCGCUUUAACCAACACAGCAGCGUCACGCAGUUCAAGUACUUCAUGGCGUUGGUCCAGGAAAUGGCAGUGAAGAUCGAUCAAGGCUUCCUGUCGGCCAUCUUGGCUAUGUUCACGCCUGCCGCUGACCGUCGGGCCGAAGGACAGAAGAGUCAUCUGAUCCAGAAAGAUGUUGAGCUCCUGCAGGCCGAACUGAUGGAAAGUUCCCUGAGUGACGCGUCGGGACUCAACUUCUUUGAACACUUCCACAUCUCCCCCAUCAAGCUGCACCUGAGUUUGUCGCUGGGCUCCAGCGACGAAGGCUCGGCCCAGGACGCCGCCGCCGCCGUCCAGUCGCUCAAUCUGCUCCUGAAGAGCAUCGGCGCCACGCUGACCGACGUGGACGACCUCGUCUUCAAGCUGGCCUACUUCGAGGUCACGUACCGGUUUUACCGCAGGGAGAAGCUGAUGCGGGCGGCGGCGCGACACUACAGCGAACAGUUCUUGAAGCAGCUGUAUGUCCUGGUUCUCGGUCUGGAUGUGCUGGGAAACCCGUUUGGACUGAUCCGAGGUCUCUCCGAGGGUGUGGAGGCCUUCUUUUACGAGCCUUUUCAGGGGGCGGUCCAAGGUCCCGAGGAGUUUGCUGAAGGUUUUGUGAUCGGCGUGCGCAGCCUCCUGGGUCAUACUGUUGGUGGCGCCGCGGGCGUGGUGUCCAGGAUCACGGGCUCGGUGGGCAAAGGCCUGGCGGCCAUCACUAUGGACAAAGAGUACCAACAGAAACGGAGAGAGGAGAUGAACAGAACCCCCAAAGACUUUGGGGAGAGUUUGGCCAAAGGCGGGAAAGGAUUACUCAAGGGUGUCGUCAGCGGCGUCACCGGCAUCGUCACCAAACCGGUGGAGGGGGCCAAGAAGGAGGGCACGGCGGGUUUCUUCAAAGGCAUCGGCAAAGGUCUGGUGGGUGUGGUGGCCCGGCCCACGGGCAGCAUCGUGGACAUGGCCAGCAGCACCUUCCAGGGCAUCCAGAGAGUGGCAGAGUCCACGGAGGACGUGAGUAAACUUCGCCCGGUCCGACUGAUCCGAGAAGACGGAAUCAUUCGACCCUACGACCUCAAUGAGUCGAAAGGCUUUGACCUUUUUCAGCGUUGCGAGCUCAAGCAGCUGGAAGGCGAAGUCUUCCGAGAUCAGUGUCCUUAUCCCGGACACAGAAAGACCAACGUCAUCGUCACGAACAGGAGGGUUGUGUGCGUGAAGGAGAUGGAUUUUGUGGGUCACUUCAACAAAGACUGGGAGUGUUUGUUCGAAAACUUCUACUGCGCUCCCAACGUCAGCGGAACGCGCCUCAACAUCUACUGCAAGGAGCAUCACAUGUUGAAACUUCCCAAAAAAGAGGCUCACCAAUCGACUCGCAGUAUCGAGCUGAGAGAUGAAAACACAGCACAGAGGAUGCUGGUGUCCAUCUCGGACGCCCGAGCGGCGCACCAGCAGCGGCGCAUGAGCAGGCAAAAGUCUCAGCGCUUCCUCAAAGCCGCCGGCAAGCCGUGAUGCCGCGACAUCACUUCCUGUCUGCGACAUCGCCCGCUUCCUGGGAGAGCGCUGAGGUCAAGUUUGGUUCGGACUGCAGACGUGAUCAAAGUCAGUUGUUUUAUUCAUUGACUUUAGUAUUUGGCUUAUGUACAUAUAUACACGCGCGCGCACACACAAUUAUUCACUCUUUUUUAGUGUGUCAUAAUCACUUUAUUUUUUGUAUUAUUUUGCGGACAGUUGAUGAAUGUUUGUGAGGUAUCGGUGGUCCGGUUAUUGUACUUUGAAAUAAUAAAUAAUAAGUUUUGUUGCUUUGUGUGCGUGCGCCAGUCAAAGUAAUCAUUGAAAUCCCCAAAUUUGGUGACAUUUUGGUUUACUUUACAUCUACGUUUACAUGCUCUAAUUGAAAUAUAUCUUUUUAAUCAAGUUAUAGUUUGUUUCCUCCUUGUUGUCAUGACAAAAAUUGAAACCUCAACCAACACGCGCACACACCCGUUUCCCUCCAUUUGAUGAUGUGCGUAUUCACGUCCAUAUUCUCAUUGAAUGUUGACAUUCUUACAUGUGAACUGUGGUUCAGAUCAAAUUCUAAUUGUUGUACAUUUUUCUUCAUCUGAGGCCAAAAUGAAAAAAUGAAGUCAUUAAAAGAGUUUUGUAUGCAACUGA